This is a messenger RNA of Chanos chanos (milkfish), 3450 nucleotides long. RefSeq names its product angiomotin (gene amot). Gene Ontology annotation, biological process: angiogenesis; actin cytoskeleton organization; establishment of cell polarity involved in ameboidal cell migration. Gene Ontology annotation, molecular function: signaling receptor activity; protein binding. The coding region runs from base 1 to 3450 and encodes 1149 amino acids. The transcript has 16 exons. The record is from RefSeq and is a predicted model, not a curated record. NCBI's taxonomy places the organism in Eukaryota, Metazoa, Chordata, Actinopteri, Gonorynchiformes, Chanidae. Gene Ontology annotation, cellular component: plasma membrane; bicellular tight junction; lamellipodium.
AUGAUCGCUGUUGAGGAGUGGAGUCCAGAAGAGGUUUCUGUAUGGAUGAGGCAUAUUGGAUUUCCACAGUAUGCCCAGACCUUUUUAGAAAAUUCAGUGUCCGGACUGGACCUUCUGGAGCUAAGCGAUUCCCUUUUGGAGUGGCUGGGAGUCCGAGAUCUCGGUCAUCGCCUCAGCGUUUUCCACCGACUGGAGGAGCUUGUGGAGAACGCGUACCUCGGCCAGCAGCCUCACGAUGACCAGCCGGUCGUGACGCGGGACGCCACGUACGCCAGCUACACAGUUUGUUCAGAGGAGGGGGGGACAGUGAAAGAGAGAGAAGAGUUGUUGGAGGAGCAACAGGAAGAGGAAGUUAAAAUGUUUCGGAAAAAAGCGUCAUCCUCGCUGAGAAUGGGGAGAAUAACAGAAAGCAAUAGAUGGGCCGUGGACCGUGGCCGGAGCUCCUCCUUCCACGAGGUGGUCGGCGCACGGGAGCCAGAGAUGAGGUCGGCGGCCUCUGUUUCCGAGGAGACGUCCGGCGGCGGAGGUGGAAGCGGCGGCAGCAGCACUGUGUUACAGCGCCUCCUACAGGAGCAGAUGGGCCGCAACUACCUCGCCCUUCAGCAGCAGCAGCAGCAGCAGCAGCAACAACAACAACAACAACAACAACAGCAACUUCAUCAGCAACAGCAAUCUCAGCAACAGCAAGCACAGCAACAAGGGUACCCUGGUCCUGGGGGCCCUGUUGAGGAUCAUUCGAUGGUUUCUCACAUUGCACGUCAAGAGCCACAGGGCCAGGAGUUACAGGCGGACGGAGGGAUGGAGAAGCAGCUAAAUACUCGCGGAGGUGGCGGCGGGGGGUCUGGGGGGGGCACCGGACAGGGCGGGCCCUGUAUUGGCGGCCAGGGCGGGUUGGGCCCUGAAGACUUGCCCACUUACGAGGAAGCCAAAGUCCAGUCGCAGUACUUCCGUGGGCAACCUCCCCCGCAACCCCAACUCCCUGCCUCAGUGGGCGCAGCUUUCUACGUGACUGGAGUAAGCAAUUCCAAGGUGCGUCCUCCAGAGGGGAGAGCCACGGUGCAAAGGGUCAGCGGGGGGAAAGUGCAUCAGGACGACGGGCUGAAAGACUUGAAACAGGGCCACGUGCGGUCCCUCAGCGAACGGCUGAUGCAGCUGUCGUUGGCAACGAGCGGCGUCAAAGCCCACGCGCCAGUCACUAGCGCCCCACUCUCACCUCAGUUGCCUCCUCCGGGACCUCCAGGGGACUACUACAAACCUACAGGGCCACAACACAGGGGCCCUCCACCAGACUACCCUUUUAAAAGUAUGGCCUCUCCACCCAGACAGCAGCAGCCAACGCAGCAACAGCACCAGGAGCCUGGGCAUUACUUCUCUGACCACCGGGCAGCUGGGCCGCAGACCCGCAAUGAGAUGCCCCAUGUGCGCUACCAGCCUCCACCCGAGUAUGGCUCCUUCCGCUCCAGUAAGGAUGGUUCCGGACACUCUCAGAGACCUGUCCAUCAGCAUAGCCCCACCUCUUCAGUCACUUCUGUGGGCUCUCUGUCCCGUGCUCAGUCCUCUGCUCUCAGCGCCAUCCUAGCCUCCUCACACCCUCCCCUGCCCAUGCCUCAUCCAGCCGAGCCCCAUUACCCCAUGGGUCCCCGGGGCUCGCAAGGGCCAGGAUCCCACCAGGGUGACCCUUACGGCCCUGGCCCCGGCCAUCCACCCCCUCAACGUGGCCAUGGCUUCCCCCAUGACCCUUAUGGAUCGGCCCCCAGGGGUCUCCAUGUGCACCAUCCCCAAAUGCAAGGUCCAGGGCAGCAUUACCCGCACCCCCAUUCUGUACAGGGCGAUCCGUAUGCCAUGUUGGCACGCUCCCAACAGAUGAUUGACAUGUUGACAGAGGAGAACCGCCGGCUCAAGCAGGACUUGGAAGUUUCCGGAGAGAAGGUCUCCAGGCUCCAGAAGCUGGAGACAGAGAUCCAGAUGGUGUCUGAAGCCUACGAGAACCUCGCCAAGUCCUCCUCCAAGAGAGAAGCUCUGGAGAAAACCAUGAGGAACAAGCUGGAACUGGAGGUGCGGCGGCUUCACGAUUUCAACAGGGACCUACGAGAGAGGAUGGAGACUGCCAACAAGCAGCUGGCAGCGAAAGAGUGCGAGGGGACGGAAGACAACCGGAAAACCAUCUCCCAGCUUCUCGCUCAGAAUAAAGAGACCCAGCGAGAGAAGGAGAAGCUUGAGAUGGAACUCAACGCCCUCCGUUCGACCAAUGAGGACCAGCGACGACACAUCGAGAUCCGCGACCAGGCCCUUAACAACGCUCAGGCCAAAGUCGUCAAACUAGAGGAAGAGCUGAAGAAGAAACAGGUCUAUGUGGAGAAGGUGGAGCGGAUGCAGCAGGCUCUGACCCAGCUGCAGGCUGCCUGCGAGAAGAGAGAGCAGUUGGAGCAUAGACUACGCACUCGACUGGAGAGAGAACUGGAGUCCCUCCGCAUGCAACAGCGGCAGGGGGGUUCCCAGAACACAGUGGGGCCAGAGUACAGCACCACGGCGCUGAUGGAGCACCUGAGGGAGAAGGAGGAGCGGAUCCUGGCCCUGGAGGCCGACAUGACCAAAUGGGAGCAGAAAUACCUGGAGGAGAGUGUCAUGAGACAGUUCGCUCUGGACGCCGCCGCGUCUGUGGCUACACAGAGGGAUACAUCGUCCGCCAUUAGUCACUCUCCCAGCAGCAGCUAUGACACGUCAGUGGAGGCGCGCAUUCAGAAAGAGGAGGAGGAGAUACUCAUGGCAAACCGACGCUGCCUGGACAUGGAGAGCAGGAUAAAGAACCUCCAUGCCCAGAUCAUUGAAAAGGACGCCAUGAUCAAAGUGCUGCACCAGCGCUCGCGCAAAGAGCCCAACAAAUCAGACGGCCCCUCCGCCAUGAGGCCCUCCAAGUCGCUCAUGUCCAUCGCCACGGGGACCGGGGGCACGGGCACCAUGGGGAGUUCCGGCCUGCUCGGUCACUCCCUGGGCCUCGGCGGGAGCCCCAUCACGGAGGAGAGACGGGAGGACCGCAGUUGGAAAGGCAGCCUGGGAGUUCUGCUGGGCCCAGAAUUCCGCACCGAUUCGCUCAGAACAGAGUCCAUCUCCUCUUCUCCUUCCCCUGUGCUGCCGUCCACGCCCAUGCCCGCCACCGCCCACUCCAAGACGGGCAGCCGGGACAGCUGCACCCAGACGGAGAAGGGCCAGGAGACCAGUAAACCCAGUACGCCAGCUCUGACCAGCGUGACUGCUGUAUCCACGGCAACAGCCCAGACGCCCGUAACCAGUCGAAUCACCAGCCCUAGUCCUGUCUACAUACCAGACCGCAUCGCAGAUGUCCCGGCGUUCCACACGAGCACGUUAGAGCGGAGAGCUCCGGUCCAGUCUCUCCCGCAGUCCCUCGCUCAACAAGACGUGGACAACGAGAUGGUGGAGAUCCUUAUCUGA